GACUUUAUUAACAUUGUAGUUAACUUUUAGUAGUUGAUAAAAACAUUUAUAAGAAAACUAUUCGUUUCUAUAAUUGUUAGAAUUAAAAGAAAACAAAAAUCUAACCUUUCCUUAAUUAUAGAUAUUAAAUAGACGUAUAAAAUAUUUCUUGUUAAACAUAGAAUUAUAGAAUCUAAUAUGGGUGGCCAUGGACAUGGACACGAUACUAUUAAAAUACCUUCUUCUGACUGUUAUAAGAUAGAAAAUUCUCCAGCAUUAGUAAAAUUUCAAGAACGUUUAGCAAGUGAAGGUUUAGAAGAUCCAUGGUUAAGAAAUGAGGCAUGGCGUUAUCAUCCUGAUUAUAAAACAAAAACACAACGUGUACUGACGUAUUGUCUUAGAGGUUGGAAGAUUGGUAUUCCAGCAUUCUUAAUAACUGUAGGAAUUGAACAAUUGUUAGCAUUGAAUAAAAAAGAUGAUCAUGAUCAUGGUGAUCAUCAUUAAUAUAAUUAUGUCCAUAAAAUGCAAGAAUUGCUAAACUAUUAAGCAGUACUACAAGUGUAGAAAUACAAAAAUAAAUUACUGGGUAAAUA
This is a messenger RNA of Vespula pensylvanica (western yellowjacket), 572 nucleotides long. RefSeq names its product NADH dehydrogenase [ubiquinone] 1 beta subcomplex subunit 3 (gene ND-B12). Gene Ontology annotation, cellular component: mitochondrion. Gene Ontology annotation, biological process: mitochondrial respiratory chain complex I assembly; electron transport chain. The coding region runs from base 178 to 483 and encodes 101 amino acids. The transcript is spliced from 2 exons. Lineage: Eukaryota; Metazoa; Arthropoda; Insecta; Hymenoptera; Vespidae. The record is from RefSeq and is a predicted model, not a curated record.